Messenger RNA from Eufriesea mexicana, 2070 nucleotides. Its product is annotated as acetyl-coenzyme A transporter 1. Gene Ontology annotation, cellular component: membrane. NCBI's taxonomy places the organism in Eukaryota, Metazoa, Arthropoda, Insecta, Hymenoptera, Apidae. Gene Ontology annotation, biological process: acetyl-CoA transmembrane transport. The record is from RefSeq and is a predicted model, not a curated record. Gene Ontology annotation, molecular function: acetyl-CoA transmembrane transporter activity. The transcript is spliced from 9 exons. The coding region runs from base 245 to 1771 and encodes 508 amino acids.
UGAGAAACAACGUGGCAUUCGCAAGCCACUGCGGGUUUUUAUACAUGAUUCCUAGAUAAGCUAACGAACACGAAACACUUCGAAAUGCUAUUCAGCAGUUGUUGUUCGUAAUAUAAAUAUAAGAUACUUAAAAAUAUUUAUACUUCAUUGAAAUCUUGACUGUCAAUUUCUCGUACAAGUGGAAUAACGUUCUAUACACACAAGAUUGAGGUUACGUCGGCAAUGACCACGUCAAUGAAGGAAAAUGGAAAAGGAUAACGUGGAAGAUGGGAUCCACGAACCCAACCACGUACACGAACGUUCAGAUUUACGAGGCGACGAAAAUAACAUAGCUAUUCUUUUAUUUUUAUAUCUGUUGCAAGGAAUACCAUUGGGUUUAUGCGGUUCUAUUCCUAUGUUACUUCAAAAUAGAGACGUUUCGUAUCGUCAACAGGCUGAAUUUAGUUUUGUACAAUGGCCUUUUUCCUUGAAACUUUUCUGGGCACCGAUAGUAGACUCUGUAUUUUCUCAAAAAUUUGGAAGAAGGAAAACAUGGUUAAUCCCGACUCAAUAUUUAAUGGGCAUUUUUAUGCUGUUACUAUCGAGCCAUGUGGAUCACUGGCUAGGUAACGAAACCACAAAGCCAAACAUAGAGAUGUUGACCAUAAUAUUUUUUGCUCUGAAUGUUUUGGCUGCAACUCAAGAUAUCGUAGUAGAUGGUUGGGCACUUACAAUGUUGAAAAGAUGCAAUGUGGGAUAUGCAUCGACUUGUAAUAGUGUCGGACAAACUGCAGGAUAUUUCAUUGGUUAUGUCCUGUUUACGGCACUGGCAUCAGCUGAAUUUUGUAAUAGUUACUUAAGGUCAAUUCCUUCCAAUGAGGGUAUCGUGAAUUUGUCCAAUUUCCUUCAUUUUUGGGGUUGGAUAUUCAUAAUUACUACUACUCUAGUUGCAUUAUUUAAACGCGAAGAUUCCGAAAAAAUGCACAAAGACGAAGAAUUGAAUACGGAUAUCAAACAUGCCUAUAGAUUACUUUGGAACAUUGUCAAAUUACCAUCUGUGAAGACGAUUAUUAUAUUCUUGUUAACUGCUAAGAUAGGGUUUUCUGCUUGCGAAGCCGUAACGGGUUUGAAGUUGAUAGAAGCUGGUAUACCGAAAGAAAAAUUUGCCCUUAUGGCUGUGCCUCUGAUACCCUUACAAAUAUUAUUACCAUUAGCAAUUUCGAAAUAUACAGUGGGCGCAAGACCCAUGAACGUGUACAUAAUGGCUAUGCCUUAUAGGUUAGCUUUUGGAUUAGUUGCUGCGCUUUUGGUGUGGGUGACACCGUACGUUGUAACGGGGGGACAAGUUCCAGCUUACUACUUCAUAGUUUUAAUAAUUCUUUAUUUGAUACAUCAGAUUUUUACGAGUAGUAUGUUUGUGGCAUCGAUGGCGUUUUUUGCAAAAAUUAGCGAUCCAGCUGUUGGUGGUACCUACAUGACAUUGUUAAACACGCUAUCUAACCUUGGUGGUAAUUGGCCAGCAACGGCAGCUCUUUGGUUCGUUGAUUCGUUAACGUUAAGACAAUGCAGCACCGAUCCUUCGAAUGACUGUAGCACAAUUUCGAAAAGAGAGUUUUGCACGAACACGCACAAUGGUGUUUGUGAUAUGCAAUUUGAUGGGUACUAUAUAGAGAGUAUUUUGUGCCUAAUCAUAGGAUUUGCCUGGCUCAGGUGGGGUCGACGAAAAAUCGAUCUUUUACAAACACGACCAAUGUCUGCUUGGAAAGUUAUUCUUUCGAAGGAGAGUAGAUAACAGUAUUGAAUUCACGAUACAAUUUGUCGAUACGAUACCUGUAAUUAUUAAGAAAUUGUACAAAUUAAAUAUGCGUAUAUUGGUCGAGUGUCCGCUGUGUGCUCGGGUGAUUUCCCGCACGUCCAUCAAGUGUUCCAAUUAUAUUAACGCAAAACUUUUAUCCGGUUUCACGGUUUUUCUUCCUUUUUUCUUUUUAUUUUCUCUUUUUUUUUUAUUCGAUGAACGAUCGAUGAAAAUUUGAUACUUGAUUUGAUACCAAAAAUUUUUACGAUAUUCGAUUCGAUAUCAUUUUUCGUAUA